Trichomycterus rosablanca is the source of this 2298-nucleotide messenger RNA. RefSeq names its product scavenger receptor class A, member 3 (gene scara3). The record is from RefSeq and is a predicted model, not a curated record. Bases 143 to 1909 code for a protein of 588 amino acids. Lineage: Eukaryota; Metazoa; Chordata; Actinopteri; Siluriformes; Trichomycteridae. The transcript has 7 exons.
CAUCUCACUGAGCUCCGACCACAGAUUACUGGACAUUUUCACCAGGAUUUUAAUCUGAGCGGGUAAAGGACUUGUGAUGAGUGAUUAAUCUAUCAAGACAAACUGGUUCUUAUCUAAUCUGAAGCAUCACUGCUUAGCAAAUAUGAAAGAAAGCUUUAGUGGCUACGAGAAUCAACUCUUCAAAGAGGAGGAUCCAAAUGGAGAGGAGGAGGAAAUGCCUCCCUUUGGAAGACGAACUCGUGCAGGUUGUGUAAAGUGCCAGCAUGCUCACUCUCUCCAGCUGGCCGUCCGACUCCUCUACGGUUUCUUUGCUUUCAUAGUAAUCGCUCUGGCAGUCCUGGCGACUCUGGUUUAUAGGAAAGUGGACAACUUAUCUGAACAGAAACUGUCUUACGAUGGAAAGAUUGCCAAAGUCCAGGAAAGUAUAGAAGAUCUCAGCGCUGUGAACAACUGUACCGAGUGCUACAACUUCCACGAAGAGGUCGCCAAGCUCAAGAAGGACUUUGAAGACAUUCAGAAGUUGGUUCUGGGUCAAAAGCAGCUACUGGACCAGACCUCAACAUCUCAGGGCACUUUAACUCAAUCCAGCAACAGGAUGAUGAGAGACGUCCAGGCUUACGGGAUGACCAUGCAAUUCAUAAACCAGUCACUUACACAUUUCCUAAAUCAGGUAAACGGUUGGCAGGCUGUGGUGACUGAAACUGAUCAGGGUAUGAAGACCAUGGUCGAAGAUCACUAUGAUUUGAAGGCUACAGUACAGCAAGUCAACACAACUGUAGCGCUCAGUGCCUUGUGGAUUGAUGCUCUGCAGAAAAAGGCUGAAGAAGAUGCGCUGGUGUUGCAGAAAAUGACAACCGACUGGCAGAAUUACAGCAGGACGCUAAACUCGCUCAAGUCCAACUCCAGUGCCACUGUCCAAACCAUGAGGAGCAUCCAAAGUGGCAUCUCCGCCACAAAUCAACGGAUCAGCCAGAGCUCAGAUAUGGCACAAGAACUCACCUUACAAGUCACAAACCUUCAGAUGCAGCUUGACAAUGUUUCGUCAUCCAUAGACGAGCACGAGGAGAACAUGCACGACCACCAGUACCAUGCCAAGUACUACGAAAACAGGACUAGCGAACGGUUCGUGACGCUGGACACCAGAGUGAAUUCCAUGGAGCUGGAGAUGGAAAAUAUCGCUUCCAGCAUUAAUGCGACGGUCAACCAUGUGGAGAGCAUGCACAAGUACAUCAAUAUGGAGUCCACGUCCUGCCGUACGAAGCUGAGCAGUCACAGUCGAGACCUGCUUAACCUUAACAGCUCUGCUUUGCUUCUGCUGAACCUCGCCGAUUCCUUGAGGGCGCAGUACAUGCUUCUCAACGUACGUCUGGAGAUGGACGUGAGGAACCUGUCUAUGCUGAUGGAGGAAAUGAAGCUCGUGGAUACCAAGCACUCACAGCUGAUCCAGAACUUCACCAUUUUGAAAGGUGCUCCUGGUCCACCAGGUCCAAGGGGAAACAGAGGCGAACCUGGAUUUACAGGACCUAAAGGGCCUAUGGGAUUCAAGGGAGAUAGAGGACUUACUGGUGUUCCUGGGCCUAUGGGGCCGAAGGGUUUUAUGGGACCUAAAGGAGUUCAAGGGUUACCUGGCUUCCCUGGUAUGAAGGGAAACCUGGGACCUAAAGGAGAUAAAGGAUCCUUGGGAACAACAGGACCUCGAGGUGAGAAAGGACAGAAGGGUGACAUGGGAGUUGCCGGCAAGGAUGGGAUACAAGGUCCGAGAGGACAAACAGGAAUCAAGGGUCAGGUAGGACUUCCUGGUCCACAUGGAAUCCCUGGACCUAAAGGAGAUCCUGGUCCUAUCGGGCCACGUGGACCUCCGGGACCUCCGAGUCCGCCCGGAACUACAGGGGACCUCACUUUUGAUUAAGAGGAAGUUUGCAUUUUUGAUUGUGGACUUUAAAUCCUGCAGUCUUGCUGCAGUAUGUGAAGUUUCAGCCCACUCAGACUGUAACACAUGCUGGAAAAAUGGAACAAUGGCUGAUACUUUACCAAACAAAGACCUUUGACUUAUUCAUGUACCUUGAAUUUUAAACUCCACCAUCUUUUAUACUGUAUACUCCUACGUUAGUCCACCCGCUAGUGCUCUCCAUUCCAUUACAGUUACCAGUUUAGGAUAAUAAGCGUUAAUUAUGUUCCUUCUCUCAGAUACAUAAACAAAUCCACAGAUUUUUUUAUUUGCUGUUACAUCAUACAACAGCUGAACAAGCCCUGAGGAGAGCGCUUGAGGGGAAAGUGUUGGCUAAUGAGCUGUUUUUG